UUUGAUUAUCCAAAUUUUCUGAUAUUACAGAUUUACGGAGUAAAAGUAUAUAGAGGAAUUAGGCUGUAUCCGGUCCGGCUCAGGUUACAAAUCCGGGUCAAACAAAAUCGAUUGUUACUUCAAUACUUCUUGCUCUACCGAUGUCAAGCUCAUAUUCUACUAUAUACCCUCGAUUUCCCCUAUAUCCCUCAUGAUCUCAUUAAAACAAUGGGACUGAACAGAGGUAUAUACAUACGAGGGAGACCAGCCUUGAUAAGAUCCCACUAUACCCUAAGAUACCUUUGCUAAUGCCUCGCUUUUCAUCCAUUUUUCAGCGCCUCAGGAGAAAAUUUUGAGUUUGAGAUGCCUAGAUCGAUUGUACUUAGAAGUAACAAUCGAUGUUACUUGUUACCUAGAAGCCAAAGUUCUUCCUUUUUCAGCGUCGCAGUCAGAAAUUUUGAGAAUUUUGGAAGGCCAAGAAGGCAGAUUCCUUCUUUUUCAGCGCCGAAGGCAAAAAUUUUUUAAAUUUUCAGUCCCCGGGAGAAAAAUUUACA
This is a messenger RNA of Meloidogyne enterolobii, 533 nucleotides long. NCBI's taxonomy places the organism in Eukaryota, Metazoa, Nematoda, Chromadorea, Rhabditida, Meloidogynidae. The record is from the annotation of a GenBank genome assembly.